AUGGCUACCGAGGUCAGUAUUCCCUCCUCGUCCUCUUCCUCCUUGCUCUUCUUGUCCGCUGCUGCCUCUUUCGCUGCUUCCCAGCUGCCAGCUGCGCUCCCUCACUUGCACCCAGCACGCCCCCGCUUCGUGAUCCCCUUAGGCCUGGCUGUAGUCUCUGCCAUGCCCAUGGGCUCUCAUCACGCGCCGCCCUCGGGACUUGCUUGCCCUGCUAGCCCUCUUCACGUGAAAGGUUCGUCGUUCCCGUUCGACCCGGUCAAGAGUCAAGCAAUGGAGGACUGCGUCGUCUCUCGUGACCCGAAGGCCAAGACCUUCCUGGCUCGCCUCUGCGAGCAGGCUGAGCGUUACGAUGAGAUGGUCACCUACAUGAAGGAGGUCGCCAAGCUCGGCGGUGAGCUCUCCGUCGACGAGCGCAACCUCCUCUCCGUCGCCUACAAGAACGUUGUCGGCACACGCCGUGCCUCGUGGAGAAUCAUCUCCUCCAUCGAGCAGAAGGAGGAGUCCAAGGGCUCUGACAAGCACGUUGGCACCAUCCGCGACUACCGCAACAAGAUCGAGGCUGAGCUCGAGAGAGUCUGCCAGGAUGUCCUCGACGUCCUCGACGAGGCUCUGAUCCCCAACGCCGCUACCGGCGAGUCCAAGGUCUUCUACCACAAGAUGAAGGGUGACUACCACCGCUACCUUGCCGAGUUCGCCUCUGGCGAGAAGCGCAAGACCGCUGCCACCGCCGCCCACGAGGCUUACAAGAGCGCCACCGAUGUCGCCCAGACUGAGCUCACCCCCACCCACCCCAUCCGCCUGGGUCUUGCCCUGAACUUCUCCGUCUUCUACUACGAGAUCCUCAACUCGCCUGAGCGUGCUUGCCACCUUGCCAAGCAGGCUUUCGAUGACGCGAUUGCCGAGCUCGACUCCCUGUCCGAGGAGUCUUACCGCGACAGCACUCUCAUCAUGCAGCUCCUGCGCGACAACCUGACCCUGUGGACCUCGUCCGACAGCGCCGAGGGUGAGCCUGCUGCCCAGGAGGCCCCCAAGGAGGAGAAGGCUCCCGAGGAGGCCGAGAAGAAGGAGGAGGCUGCGCCUGCCGCCCCCGCCGCUGAGCAGUCCUAA
Molecule: messenger RNA, 1107 nt
Organism: Microdochium trichocladiopsis
Lineage: Eukaryota; Fungi; Ascomycota; Sordariomycetes; Xylariales; Microdochiaceae
Product: 14-3-3 protein-domain-containing protein
Exons: 5
Coding region: 1-1107 (368 amino acids)
Biological process (GO): signal transduction
Cellular component (GO): cytoplasm
Source: RefSeq, a predicted model, not a curated record